This is a messenger RNA of Lucilia sericata (common green bottle fly), 1328 nucleotides long. RefSeq names its product coiled-coil domain-containing protein 130 homolog. Gene Ontology annotation, cellular component: U2-type spliceosomal complex; post-mRNA release spliceosomal complex. The transcript is spliced from 2 exons. Lineage: Eukaryota; Metazoa; Arthropoda; Insecta; Diptera; Calliphoridae. Bases 104 to 1213 code for a protein of 369 amino acids. The record is from RefSeq and is a predicted model, not a curated record. Gene Ontology annotation, biological process: mRNA splicing, via spliceosome.
UUGUUUUCAAACAAACGUUUGACAAGAACAAUUGGAGUUUUUUUACUUUGUAAAUUCAUUUUAAUUUAUUUUUCUAAAAAAAGCCGCAAAUUUUUUAAACAAAAUGGGUGAACGCAAAGGACAAAAUAAAUACUAUCCGCCUGAUUAUGAUCCAAAAAAAGGAGGUCUCAAUAAAUUCCGUGGCACGCACGCUUUGCGGGAACGGGCAAGGAAAAUCCACUUGGGCAUAAUAAUCAUUAGAUUUGAAAUGCCCUACAAUAUUUGGUGUGAUGGCUGUAAGAAUCACAUAGGAAUGGGUGUUCGUUAUAAUGCGGAAAAGACCAAAGUGGGCAUGUACUAUUCCACUCCCAUCUAUAAGUUUCGCAUGAAAUGUCAUUUAUGUGACAAUCACUUUGAAAUACAAACUGAUCCUGGAAAUUUAGACUAUGUGAUAUUAUCAGGUGCUAGAAGGCAGGAAAAUCGUUGGGAUCCUACACAAAAUGAACAAGUUGUGCCAGAAACAAAAGAAGUACAAAAACGUUUAUUCGACGAUGCCAUGUACAAGUUGGAACAUCAAGCAAAGGAUCAAAAGGCAGGAGAUCAGGCGAAGCCAGUUUUGGAAAAGCUAAUGGAAAGGAAUAAGACAGUAUGGAGUGAUUGUUACGAAGCCAAUUGUAAAUUAAGAGCAGAAUUCAGGACUAAGAAAUCCGAAUUGAAAGCCUUGAAAGAACUUGAUGACAAACUAUUGGCUAAAAGUAGUCUGGACAUAGCACUUUUGCCCGAAACUCAACAGGAUCGUCAGAUGGCUGCUCUAAUGAAACUGCAAAGUAAAACUGCCCAGGAAAGAGAGGAAGAAAAACGCAUCGACAUAUUGCUACAACCAACACUACCAGGAGCAACACAAACUACUUUUGGUGGUCUUAAACGUCAAAAAGCCUUAAGUUCUCAUCUGGAUUACAAACAAUUGGGAAUCAAAAGAAAACUAAAUGAAAGCGAAAGUAGUAAUACAACUAAAAGUAGCACGGAUAUCGAAGGGAAAUGUAGUGGUAAAGGGGAGGAAUCAAUUGAAGAUAUAAAUAAAGCAAAAUUAGAUAAUCCAACAACGUCUACAAAUGUCCCUAAUGCUUGUUUAGUAGAUUUGCCCAAAAGCUUAGCAUUAGUUUGUGACUAUGCCAGUUCCAAUUCUUCAACAGCAUCUCAAUCCUCAGGUCCCUCAGACAAUGAAGAAAGCUAAAUACUAGUAUUUAAUUAGAAUUUUAUUACAUGUAUAAAUAUCAUAAUACAUAAUAGUUUUAAGUAGAAAAUAAUAAAGGUUUUAUAAAUCGGCUGUUUCAGCAGCAUAAGCUUCA